UGGCGUACUUUCGUUAGAAAGUAAUAAUCGUCUGGGGUUUCCUUUGACCUUUAGUCAUUAAAAAUUGACAUACUAAAAAUGUUGGGUGGGCCUCAGUGUAGACUAUUGAGUUAAACAGAUUUCUACAAACUCUGGGUGUGAUUGAAGCGUUAUGCUUUAAUUACUUAAUUUGUAAACUGGUUUGAGUAUGCUAAAAGUAUGUGUUUUUCCCAUUGUGUUCUACGCAACUGUAUUGAGUGUUAAUACAAUGGAUAUUUCAUUUUCUUACAUUAUAAUUUUAGAAGUAUUUUAUCUUUAAUUAUAGUCAUUUGUAACCCUUAUGCACCAGCACAACUUUUCCCCUGUUCUUGUCUAGUAGGAAAUGUACUGUAAAUAGUAAUUGCCUCUAUUUGUGGAGUCUAGCAUUUAAAAGAAAAUCAGUCUCUAACAUUUGGUUUUACUUCUUUCAUUGUUUAAACCAGGGCACACUUCUAGUAACGUAGCCAAUAUAUAGGAGUUUGAUUCUUGAAGACUUCUUAAUUUGACUUAUUUUGGGUUACUGGGAGUCUUGUGUUGGAAAUUAGUUUUAUUUGAAAUUCUUGUAAGCUUAAAGAUGCAAUAUUUGAUGUUGGGAUGUCUGGUUAUCUCAUGGCUGUGCGCUAUCGUCUCCUGUUGUACAUAUGCCAUCUACUUGAAAACAUUUCUUGUUUUCUAAAAGAAAGCAUUUUAAGGGAAAAAUAACACCAGGUACUGCAGAGUCCUAAAAUGCCUCUUCAGGGAAUGUUAAUCUGUAUUGUGGUGCAUUUAGUGUUAUUUUGUUGGUACGUUUUGUAGCUGGAAAUCUUAGUGAUUGACUUACUAAUUGACAAUUAAUUGCAAUACUUAGAUGCCUUACAGUUUUGGUUAAUGGACAAAAUACAAUAACUUUAUUAAGUGUUAACCCUAAAUUUAGAAACUUGGUGGGCUUGGUUAAAUGGUAACUUUUUUCUAUUAGCUAAAAAUUUUUUUUUUUGUAAAAGAAGUACCUGGGCCCAAAUGUUACUGGUAAUAUAAAAAAGAUACACGCGCUUCUUGUUAGCAUUUCAUAAAAUAAAAUCGAUCCUUUGAUAAAUGUAUUUUUUAAGAGUAGAAAUGCAGCAACCAUUAAUAUUUAAAAUAUUUGAGUCGGGUAGGUGUUGUCUCCUCAUAUAAGUCUACACUGACAGUAAUUUUUCAACUAAAACUUGUGGCAUGUAAUAUUCGAAAGCAUUGAAAUUUUUACUCUUUUUACUCUUUCCACAUACUCUUUCCACCUGAAGUUACAAAAAUUGUUACUUUUAAUUAUUACAUACUGUUUUUCUUAAAGUGGAGUAAGAAUUGUUUUCCAAGUAAAGUCAAAUGAAUGAAGGCUCCCCUUUUAGAAUAGCACGUUUGAGGAAAAACCCUGGAGGGUGACUGAGUAGGCCUGUAUUCUAAGAAAUGGCAUCUCUGUGUAUGAAACCAUAAUUUGUGAUGGAAUUAGUGCAAAAAUGAUUCAUAUAACAUUAUAUUUACCUAUUCUAAAGGAUUUUGAGGUUUCUGAUUUUGAAUAUGUAAUUAAUUUGUCUUAGAAGAUUGUCUUUUAUUAAAUCCAGAGUUAACUAGCUGCAUAUAAUUUCUUUUUUAUUCUUUCUCUACCAGAGAAUGAAGAUGAGCUGUUGGAAGUACAAGUAGUACUAGUGGUAGCAGUGGAAGCUCAACUAAAAAUAUCUGGGUUAGUGGACUUUCUUCUAAUACCAAAGCUGCUGACUUGAAGAAUCUCUUUGGCAAAUAUGGAAAGGUUCUGAGUGCAAAGGUAGUUACAAAUGCUCGAAGUCCUGGGGCAAAGUGCUAUGGCAUUGUAACCAUGUCUUCAAGCACAGAGGUGUCUAGAUGUAUUGCCCAUCUUCAUCGCACUGAGCUGCAUGGACAGCUGAUUUCUGUGGAAAAAGUUAAAGGUGAUCCUUCUAAGAAAGAACUGAAGAAAGAAAAUGAUGAAAAGAGUAGUUCAAGAAGUUCUGGAGACAAAAAAAAUAUGAGUGAUAGAAGUAGCAAGACACAAGCCUCUGUCAAAAAAGAAGAGAAAAGGUCGUCUGAGAAGUGUGAAAAAAAGGAAGGCAAGGAGACUAAGAAAAUAGAAGGUAAAGACGAGAAGAAUGAUAAUGGAUCAAGUGGCCAAACUUCAGACUCGAUUAAAAAAAGUGAAGAAAAGAAGCGAAUAAGUUCCAAGAGUCCAGGACAUAUGGUAAUACUAGACCAAACUAAAGGAGAUCAUUGUAGGCCAUCAAGAAGAGGAAGAUACGAGAAAAUUCAUGGGAGAAGCAAGGAAAAGGAGAGAGCUAGCCUAGAUAAAAAAAGGGACAAAGACUAUAGAAGGAAAGACAUCUUGCCUUUUGAAAAGAUGAAGGAACAAAGACUAAGAGAGCAUUUAGUUCGCUUUGAAAGAUUGCGACGAGCAAUGGAACUUCGAAGACGAAGAGAGAUUGCAGAAAGAGAGCGUCGAGAGCGAGAACGCAUUAGAAUAAUUCGUGAACGGGAAGAACGGGAACGCUUACAGAGAGAGAGAGAGCGCCUAGAAAUUGAAAGGCAAAAACUAGAGAGAGAGAGAAUGGAACGCGAACGCUUGGAAAGGGAACGCAUUCGUAUUGAACAGGAACGCCGUAAGGAAGCCGAACGUAUUGCUCGAGAACGAGAGGAGCUGAGAAGGCAACAGCAGCAGCUUCGUUACGAACAAGAGAAAAGGAAUUCUUUGAAACGCCCACGUGAUGUAGAUCAUAGGCGAGAUGAUCCUUACUGGAGCGAGAAUAAAAAGUUGUCUCUAGAUACAGAUGCACGAUUCAGCCAUGGAUCUGACUAUUCUCGCCAGCAAAACAGAUUUAAUGACUUUGAUCACCGAGAGAGGGGCAGGUUUCCUGAGAGUUCAACAGUACAGUCUUCGUCUUUUGAAAGGCGAGAACGCUUUGUUGGUCAAAGUGAAGGGAAAAAAACACGUCCUGCUGCACGAAGAGAAGAUCCGGGUUUUGAAAGGUAUCCCAAAAAUUUCAGUGAUUCCAGAAGAAAUGAACCUCCACCACCAAGAAAUGAACUUAGAGAAACGGACAGGCGAGAAGUCCGGGGAGAACGAGACGAGAGGAGAACCGUGAUCAUCCAUGACAGGCCUGAUAUCACUCACCCUAGACAUCCUCGAGAAGCGGGGCCCAAUCCAUCCAGACCAACCACCUGGAAAAGUGACAGCAGCAUGUCCUCCGACAAACGGGAAACAAGAGUUGAAAGGCCGGAACGAUCUGGGAGGGAAGUAUCAGGACACAGCGUGAGAGGGGCUCCCCCUGGCAGUCGCAGUAAUGCUUCGGGCUACGGGAACAGAGAGGGAGACAGAGGUGUGAUCACGGACCGAGGAAGUGGAACACAGCACUACCCUGAGGAACGACAUGUGGUUGAACGCCACGGACGGGACACAAGUGGACCAAGGAAAGAGUGGCAUGGUCCACCUUCUCAAGGGCCCGGCUAUCAUGAUGCAAGGCGGAUGGGUGAUGGCCGGACAGCAGCAGGGAUGAUAACCCAACACGCGAGUAAUGCAUCCCCAAUUAAUAGAAUUGUACAAAUCAGUGGCAAUUCCAUGCCAAGAGGAAGUGGCUCCGGAUUUAAGCCAUUUAAGGGUGGACCUCCACGACGAUUCUGAAAAUUAGCUCUCUGCCAUGGUUUCAAGAUAAUUUAUUGAAAUCUCCUGUAAACUUUACUUGACUACUUAUGAAGAGGACCUCUGACUUGCUUGAGAGUUCUGUCAGACUUUUCUUUUUUUCUCUUUUUUUAAAAUUUAACAUGAUUGCUUUUCUCAAUUUUGGAGAAGAUGUUUAAAUAGUUCCGUUGUAACUUUUACUAGUUUUGUGUAUCAUUCAACUUUUUUUCUUGCAGCACCGAGACACAUUUGAAAAGAUGGAAUCAAAACCAUUUUGUUUAACGCUGUGUGAAUAUAAAGAGUAGUUUGCAGCUGUGUGGUAGUAGUUUCAUUUGCAGCAUUAGCUCUGUGGUGUCAGGCUCUGGAGUUUCUUGUCACCAAGCGUUUUCAGCCUCCAUUUUGUAGGCUGUCUAAGCUUAAAAAAAGUCUGCUGUCUAAUUUUUAGAGAAUAAGAUUGUUCCUUGCAUUUCUGAGUAUUAUGUAACCUAUUUUUGCAGAAGGUACUGUUACAUUAAGUGCAUCUGUGUAUCCUGGUCUAAAAAAAAUGUACUCUUUUUUGAAAUAAACCUUCAUAUUCUGUAUAGUUGCUAAAGCGUUGAGAACCUUUUUAAUUGUAAAAUGAGAGCCGAUUUUCAGGUUAGUGUAGUAGCGCACUUGUUCGGGUUUGCAUGGUAUGAAACCAAAUAGAUUAAUGAAACCUUGGUCACGAGGUUUGUAUCACUGAGGUUUUUAGACUGAGUUGUGCAGGUAAGUGCACUUUUAUUAGGUUAAUCUACACUGUUCGGUGGAUAAAUUCCAUCUCUGGGAAUUGUGUGGGUACAAAUGUUUCCAUGUUCCCAACUAUGUUGAGAACUGGAAAAAACCCAGGUUCUAGCUUGGUGAAUCAGUUGGGUUUUGUAAAUACUUGUAUGUGGGAAGGCAUUGUUGUCUCUUUGUGAAAAUAAAAAUCCACGCCUGGAAG
Leptonychotes weddellii (Weddell seal) is the source of this 4613-nucleotide messenger RNA. The record is from RefSeq and is a predicted model, not a curated record. NCBI's taxonomy places the organism in Eukaryota, Metazoa, Chordata, Mammalia, Carnivora, Phocidae.